AUGACAAGUCGAGGCCCCCUAACCGCUUACCUGCUAUCGAGCACCCCCAAUGCCCUCAAGCGCGCAACAAACCACCCCUUCCUCGCCUCCGCAGGCCGCGGCACCCUCCCAAAAGCCCAACUAAGCCAAUGGCUCUCCCAAGACCGCCUAUACGCGCAAUCCUACAUCCGAUUCAUAGGCCUCCUCCUCUCGAAGAUCCGCCUGCCCAUCCAAAACCCAACCUCACCAACCCCGCACACCCCAAGCCCCGAACAAAACGCCAUAACCGUCCUCAUCGACGCCCUCGUCAACAUCCGCACAGAACUCUCCUUCUUCGAAAAAACAGCGAACGACUACUCCCUAGAUCUAACAGCAAUCUCCGCCGAAGAAGGCGGCUGCACCCUCACCUCCUGCGGCCAGGGCUCAGACAUAACCGUCUCAGCCGGUAUAUCCUCCACGGGCUCCGGAAGCUGCCCGGGUUUUACGGGCGGCGAUGACGAAGGUCCGCAUAAGAACGGGAACCCCGGUGCAUGUGUCCCGUCGACUAGCGCGCCCGGACACGGUCUGUGUCAGAGUCAGGGAGAGUGUCAGAUGCCUGGUGGGGGUGGGGAAGUCUGUGCGCCUGGACCGCAGUUCAAUCAGUCUGGUCGCGGCGUGGACACGGCUGCUGCUGUCGAUGGGGAUGUUGGGGAUGCUGGGGGGAAAGUGGGUGUGCAGGGUGGUGAGCGGUGUGGGACUCUUUUCUUCUGUGCGAACCGGACGACUAGGGCUUAUAUUGAUAUGUUUAUGUCUGCGGGGAGUAGUGGGGUUUCUACUUUGGAGGGGUUGGCGGUCUUGUGGGCUACGGAAGUUUGUUAUCUUAGGGCUUGGAGGUUUGCGGCCGAGUGUAUGCGGGAAGAUGGGGAGAAGGAUUAUAAAAAGGAUGCGGAUGGGGGUGCGUUGAGGGAGAGGUUUAUUCAGAAUUGGUCGAGUGUUGAGUUCGAGGAGUUUGUUAAUCGGAUUGGGGAUGUGCUUGAUGAGAUGGCGGGACAGAUUAAGGGGGCGGAGGAGUUGGAGAUCACGCGGGGAAGGUGUUUGGAGUGGUGGAGGCAGAUUGUUUGGUUGGAGGAGAAUUUUUGGCCGACUGUUGCUGAAUAA
Molecule: messenger RNA, 1116 nt
Organism: Penicillium egyptiacum
Lineage: Eukaryota; Fungi; Ascomycota; Eurotiomycetes; Eurotiales; Aspergillaceae
Source: the annotation of a GenBank genome assembly